Botrytis fragariae is the source of this 1893-nucleotide messenger RNA. RefSeq names its product putative oxysterol binding protein. The record is from RefSeq and is a predicted model, not a curated record. Gene Ontology annotation, cellular component: intracellular membrane-bounded organelle; membrane; cytosol. Gene Ontology annotation, biological process: piecemeal microautophagy of the nucleus; exocytosis; endocytosis. Gene Ontology annotation, molecular function: oxysterol binding. The transcript has 6 exons. NCBI's taxonomy places the organism in Eukaryota, Fungi, Ascomycota, Leotiomycetes, Helotiales, Sclerotiniaceae. Bases 1 to 1893 code for a protein of 630 amino acids.
AUGGCACCAUUGAUUACAAUGCAAAAGUCCCCCGAAAGAGCAUUUGCUCUGCAGAAAUAUCUGCUCCUCCACUCUCAGCAUGAUGCUCUCCAGAAGCACAUCAACCAAGUCACUGCUUCCAUCCCCGAGAGCCCCACCGGAUACACCGAUCGUCAUCGCAACUCUUCCGUCUCUUCAGACUCCAGUACUGCUAGUGAUGCAUCAAUCUCACCUCUCAGUCCACCUAUUCCCAACAUCAGCUCCCGCAGGGGCAGUCUCCCACCCUCUUUCGGCCACACGCAACAUUUUCACCGCGAGGACAGGAUCAAUUCACUACCAGCGGUUGUAGAUGAAUCGAUUGUUGAAGUAGUUGAGGAAGAUGAGCAGAAAUUGAAAGACGUGAAUCAGCAAAUCAAGACUGCCUUGACUGAUCUACUCAACUGUGAGAGUGUGAAGAGCGAUAUCAGAUAUAGGAAAUGGGUUCAAACACGAUUGAUGGAUACGGAAAGAGAAUUGAAGGAGCGCAGAACGAGAAGCUUAUACGGAGAAUUCCAAAUGUCACCAUCUGAUCCGGAUUCUCACCGAGUCAAUAAUACCUCGAGAAUACCAGGUAAUGCCGGAUAUGUCAGCGUGCAAAAACUCGGCUUUGAAGAUAUGGAGAAGUGCACAGAAGAGAAGAUUGCGCCACAGCAUAAAAGUGCGUGGUUUGGAUUCAUCAAGUCGAUAGCAACAUUCAAAGGCGAUCUUUCAACGCUCACAGCGCCUCCAUUUCUUCUCUCUCCACAAUCCAUCGUCGAAUUUCCUACCUACUGGGCAGAACACCCAUCUCUGUUCAUCGCACCCACAAAAUCAGAGUCUGCUGAAGAAAGAGCAGUAUUAGUAUUAAGAUGGUUUAUCAGUACAUUGAAGUGGCAGCAUAGUAAUCGAGAUGAGAAUGGAAAGAAGAAGGGGAUGAAACCCCUCAAUCCAUUUUUGGGAGAGUGUUUUAUGGGUUCUUGGGAAGAUGAUGGGGAGGGUACGGGAAGAACGGAUUUGGUUGCUGAGCAAGUUAGUCAUCAUCCACCAGCUACAGCAUAUAAUAUUUCGAAUGAAAAACAUGGUGUACAACUCCAAGGCACCAUCGCUCCACAAUCCUACUUUAGCUCAACGGUACACAUAGAACGAAACGGCUACUCUCUUCUAACCCUCUCUCAACACGAUGAAACACACUUAAUUACUAUGCCGCCUGUACAUAUAGUCGGCAUCAUGUCUGGUUCCCUUAAUCCCGAAUUGAGCGGCACUUCCUAUAUCCGCUCCUCAUCCGGGUUCACAACUCGAAUAUCUUAUUCCUCGAAAGGCUGGAUCAGUGGAACACCUAAUGCAUUCUCCGCAAUCAUAUAUAAAGAUGGACGUGAGAGUACUCCAAUAUAUAAAGCCGAAGGACAAUGGAGUGGGGAAUUCAACAUCAAAGACAUGAGAAGUGGAAAACGCAUAUUGCAAUUCAAUGCGAAUUCGUUGAAGAGGAAAUCGCUGAAACUCAGGCCGAUCGAUCAGCAAAAGGAGUACGAAUCGAGAAGAGCCUGGCGUCAUGUUACACGAGCUAUUAAUGAAAAUGAUAUUUUUCAAAUUGGGAAAGAGAAAGGGAAGAUAGAGAAUGAACAGAGAGACUUGAGAAGGAAGGAAAAGGCCAAGGGGAUAGCGUGGGAAAGGAGAUUCUUUGUCAAGAGGGGGAGGGAUGAAGUUGCGGAACGAUUAGCGAAAGGUUUAGAGGGAUUGAGUUUAGAGAGUGGAGGUGGGAUAUGGAAAUGGGAUAAGGAGAGGUAUAGGGCUAUGGAGAGUGGGGAUACGGAAAGGAUAAGAAGAACGGAUGAUAUGAAAAAUCCGUUGGUGACAAGAUGGGAAUCAGGGGUUAUGGUUACGGAAGUUAGCGUUUGA